This is a messenger RNA of Macadamia integrifolia, 2066 nucleotides long. RefSeq names its product pyruvate kinase 1, cytosolic-like. The record is from RefSeq and is a predicted model, not a curated record. Gene Ontology annotation, molecular function: pyruvate kinase activity; magnesium ion binding; potassium ion binding. Gene Ontology annotation, cellular component: cytoplasm. Gene Ontology annotation, biological process: glycolytic process. The transcript has 17 exons. NCBI's taxonomy places the organism in Eukaryota, Viridiplantae, Streptophyta, Magnoliopsida, Proteales, Proteaceae. Bases 216 to 1790 code for a protein of 524 amino acids.
AGCAGUCUAGCACCCUAGCUUUUUUUUUUUUGGUAAAUUCUGGCACUCUAGCAGAGCAUAGAAGUAGUGGAGAACUCUGUAAUAAGGCAACCAUUCUCUAGUUUCUGCUUCAGUUCUCCAGUUGUUUAAAGCGAUCUUCGAUCGAAGUCUCUCACCUUCGUGUUCUUCUGCUUUCUCUCCUUCCUUGAUCAGUAGCAGAUCAUAAUUGAUCGAAAAUGCAUUCGAUGCACUUGCUCCUCGAAGAGCCUAUUAGGAUGGGUUCCAUCCUUGAGCCAUCCAAGACUACUUUCUUUCCUGCAAUGACAAAAAUUGUCGGCACACUGGGCCCGAAAUCGAGAUCCGUCGAGGUUAUUUCUGGCUGUCUCAAGGCAGGGAUGUCUGUGGCACGUUUUGAUUUUUCCUGGGGCGACUGUGAUUAUCAUCAAGAGACUCUAGAAUAUUUGAAGGCGGCUGUCAAAAGCACUAAGAAGCUCUGCGCUGUUAUGCUGGACACUGUGGGACCAGAACUGCAGGUUGUAAAUAACAGUGAACAUUCCAUUUCGCUUCAGGAAAAUGGUUAUGUUGUUCUAACACCAGAUCAGAAUAAGGAAGCCACUUCAGAGUUAUUGCCAAUCAAUUUUUCUGGAUUGUCAAAAGCAGUGAAGGAAGGAGAUACCAUUUUUAUUGGCCAAUACCUGUUCACUGGAAGUGAAACUACUUCUGUUUGGCUGGAGGUAUCUGAGAUUAAAGGGGACGAUGUUGUCUGUAUGAUUAAAAAUUCUGCUACUCUUGCUGGUUCCUUGUUCACUUUGCAUGUUUCUCAAAUCCGUAUUGAUCUACCUACCCUGACUGAUCAGGAUAAAGAAGUUAUAAGUACAUGGGGUGUUCGUAACAGUAUAGAUUUUCUCUCCUUGUCAUCUACUCGGCAUGCAGAAGAUGUUCGCCAUGCCCGUGAGUUCCUUUCCAAAUUGGGUGAUCUUAAUCAGACCCAUAUCUUUGCAAAGAUUGAAAACAUAGAGGGCCUAACCCAUUUUGAUGAGAUUCUACAAGAAGCAGAUGGAAUUAUUCUUUCUCAUGGGAAUCUGGGCAUUGAUCUUCCUCCCGAGAAGGUGUUUUUAUUUCAAAAGGCUGCUGUUUACAAGUGCAACAUGGCUGGAAAGCCUGCAGUGGUUACUCGUGUCGUGGACAGUAUGACUGACAACCUGAGACCUACUCGUGCAGAGGCAACUGAUGUUGCCAAUGCUGUGUUAGACGGGAGUGAUUCAAUUCUUUUAGGUGCUGAGACACUAAGAGGAUUGUACCCUAUUGAGACCAUUUCCACUGUUGGUAAAAUUUGUGCCGAGGCGGAGAAGGUUUUCAAUCAAGAUUUGUAUUUUAAAAAGACUGUCAAAUAUGUUGGAGAACCGAUGACCCAUUUGGAAUCAAUUGCUUCCUCUGCGGUUCGUGCAGCAAUUAAGGUGAAGGCUUCUGUAAUUAUUUGCUUCACUUCAUCUGGAAGGGCUGCAAGAUUAAUUGCAAAGUAUAGGCCAACAAUGCCUGUUCUGUCAGUUGUUAUUCCUCGACUCAAAACAGAUCAACUCAAGUGGAGCUUCACUGGUGCUUUUCAGGUUUUCCACUAUUCAGGUCUUUUCCCCAUGCUUGCAGAUCCUCGACAUCUGGCAGAAUCAACCGGUGGCACAAAUGAGUCGGUCCUUAAGGUUGCUCUUGAUUAUGGCAAGGCAUCUGGUAUAGUAAAGCCACAUGAUCGUGCUGUUGUUUUCCAAAAAGUUGGAGAUUCAUCUGUGGUGAAGAUUAUCGAGCUUGAAGAUUAAAACCUGUUUCAAUCUCCCUUCGUUCGAGUCUUUCACCUUAAUAUUUUCGUAUCUCCUUUUUGUAUGAGGGUGGUGGACCUCAAAUUGUUGUGGUUUAAUAACUCUGUAGGGUUUAGAAAAAAAAAAAGGAGAGAUUUUAGGUGAAUGUGUAUUCCGAGAGUGUACACUGAGGCUGGAAGUUGUUAUAGAACCAUAAAUUCAAGUUGUUGCGGUGAUCCAUGUUCAGUCAAAAUGUACUCUGAUAUCACUUUGAUUGAAUGGAUCCAAGUCUUCUAA